Molecule: messenger RNA, 7114 nt
Organism: Scatophagus argus
Lineage: Eukaryota; Metazoa; Chordata; Actinopteri; Scatophagidae
Product: mucin-2-like
Exons: 5
Coding region: 384-7013 (2209 amino acids)
Source: RefSeq, a predicted model, not a curated record
CCUCUUCAACAACAACCACAAUCACAGAAACACCCACAACAACCACGACCACAGAAACACCCACAACAACUACAAGCACUGAAGCAACCACAACCACAGAAACACGUACUACAACCACAGGAACACCCAGCACAACAAUCACACAAACAAGCACAACCACAGAAACACCCACCACAUCAACUACAACCGCAACCACAGAACCCGCCAGUGAGUGCUUAGUUUGUGAGUGGUCUGAUUGGUCAAACAAUAAUUACCCAGACUACACUAACGAUGGAGAUUCUGAACGCAUUGAUGAAAUUACUGGUCUCGAUUUGAGUGUUUGCAAAAAACCUCUGGAAAUACAAUGUAGAGUAGCAGCAUUCAAAGAUGUAUCUUUCGAAGAGAUGCGCCAAAAAAAGGUAAUAUGUGAUCCAACAGCUGGACUGACUUGUCAUAACAAAGACCAAACCCCUUUUAUUUGUUUGGACUAUGAAAUACGAGUCAAUUGUUGUAUCAGCAGCAGCUGUAGAUCUUCAACUACAAUCACACCCUCCACCACAGCACCCACCACCACAACCACAAUCACCACCACAACCACAACCACUGCAACACCAACCACAACAGAAACACUGCCCACAACAACCACAAUCACACCCUCUACAACAACCACAACCACAACUACAGAAACACCCACAACAACAAUCACAACUACAGAAAUAUCCACCACAACAACUGCAACAACUACAGAAACACCUACCACAAUAACCACAAUCACAGAAACAACCACAACCACAGAAACACCCACAACAACAAUCACAACUACAGAAAUAUCCACCACAACAACUGCAACAACUACAGAAACACCUACCACAAUAACCACAAUCACAGAAACAACCACAACCACAGAAACACCGACCACAACAACUACAACCACAGAAACACCAACCACAACAACUACAACCACAGAAACACCCACCACAACAAUCACAACAACAGAAACGCCCACUACAACAACAACAGUAACUACAGGAACACCCACCACAACAACUACAACCACAACAACAGAAACACCCUCUUCAACAACAACAGUAACUACAGAAAUACCCACCACAACAACUACAAUCACAGAAACACCCACCACAACAACUACAACCACAGAAACACCUACCACAACAACUACAACCACAGGAACACCUACCACAACAACAACAGUAACUACAGGAACACCCACCACAACAACUACAACCACAACAACAGAAACACCCUCUUCAACAACAACAACCACACCAAUCACAACAACAGAAACACCCACUACAACAACAACAGUAACUACAGAAACACCCACCACAACAACAACAACCACAGAAACAACCACAACCACAGAAACACCCACCACAACAACUACAACCACAGGAACACCAACCACAACAACUACAACCACAGGAACACCUACCACAACAAUCACAACAACAGAAACGCCCACUACAACCACAACAGUAACUACAGAAACACGCACUACAACAACUACAAGCACUGGAACACCCACCACAAUAACCACAAUCACAGAAACACCCACCACAACAACUACAACCACAGAAACACCUACCACAACAACUACAACCACAGAAACAACUACAACCACAGGAACACCAACCACAACAACUACAACCACAGGAACACCUACCACAACAAUCACAACAACAGAAACGCCCACUACAACAACAACAGUAACUACAGAAACACCCACCACAACAACUACAACCACAACAACAGAAACACCCACUACAACAACUACAAGCACUGGAACACCCACCACAAUAACCACAAUCACAGAAACAACUACAACCACAGGAACACCUACCACAACGACCUUAACCUCAACUACAGAAACACCUACCACAACAAUAGCAACCACAGAAACACUUACUACAACCACCACAACGACAGAAACACCCACUGCAACAACAACAGUAACUACAGAAACACUGCCCACAACAACUACAAGUCCUGAGACACCCACCACAACAACCACAGAAACACCUACCACAACGACCUUUGAAGUUGUUACAAAUACACUGAGCACAAGAGCCUAUUCAAUAGCUUCGGUUGGGAUUGUAACUACAGCAACCACCGAAAAACCCACCACGUCAACUACAACCACAGAAACACCUACCACAACGAUAACAACCACAGAAACACCCACUACAACCACCACAACUACAGAAACAGCCACCACAACAACUACAAGCACUGGAACAGCCACCACAAUAACCACAAUCACAGAAACAACCACAACCACAGAAACACCGACCACAGCAGUUACAACCACAGAAACACCCACCACAACAAUCACAACAACAGAAACACCCACUACAACAACAACAGUAACUACAGAAACACCCACCACAACAACAACAACCACAGAAACAACCACAACCACAGAAACACCAACCACAGGAACACCUACCACAACAAGCACAACCACAGGAACACCUUCCACAACAAUCACAACUACCGAAACACCCACUACAACAACAACCACAACCACAGAAACACCAACCACAAUAACCACAACCACAGGAACACCUACCACAACAAGCACAACCACAGAAACACCUACCACAACAAUCACAACAACAGAAACGCCCACUACAACAACAACAGUAACUACAGGAACACCCACCACAACAACUACAACCACAACAACAGAAACACCCUCUACAACAACAACAGUAACUACAGAAACACCCACCACAACAACUACAAGCACUGGAACACCCACCACAAUAACCACAAUCACAGAAACAACCACAACCACAGAAACACCGACCACAACAACUACAACCACAGGAACACCUACCACACCAAUCACAACAACAGAAACACCCACUACAACAACAACAAGAGUAACUACAGAAACACCCACCACAAUAACCACAAUCACAGAAACAACCACAACCACAGAAACACCAACCCCAAUAACAACAACCGCAGGAACACCUACCACAACAAGCACAACCACAGAAACACCCACUACAACAACAACAGUAACUACAGGAACACCCACCACAACAACUACAACCACAACAACAGAAACACCCACCACAACAACUACAACCACAGGAACACCUACCACACCAAUCACAACAACAGAAACACCCACUACAACAACAACAACAGUAACUACAGAAACACCCACCACAACAACAACAACCACAGAAACAACCACAACCACAGAAACACCAACCACAAUAACCACAACCACAGGAACACCUACCACAACAAGCACAACCACAGGAACACCUUCCACAACAAUCACAACUACCGAAACACCCACUACAACAACAACAGCAACUACAGAAACACCCACCACAAUAACCACAAUCACAGAAACAACCACAACCACAGAAACACCCACCACAACAACUACAACCACAGAAACACCUACCACAACAACUACAACCACAGGAACACCUACCACACCAAUCACAACAACAGAAACACCCACUACAACAACAACAACAGUAACUACAGAAACACCCACCACAACAACAACAACCACAGAAACAACCACAACCACAGAAACACCAACCACAGUAACCACAACCACAGGAACACCUACCACAACAAGCACAACCACAGGAACACCUUCCACAACAAUCACAACUACCGAAACACCCACUACAACAACAACAGCAACUACAGAAACACCCACCACAAUAACCACAAUCACAGAAACAACCACAACCACAGAAACACCCACCACAACAACUACAACCACAGAAACACCUACCACAACAACUACAACCACAGGAACACCUACCACACCAAUCACAACAACAGAAACACCCACUACAACAACAACAACAGUAACUACAGAAACACCCACCAUAACAACAACAACCACAGAAACAACCACAACCACAGAAACACCAACCACAGUAACCACAACCACAGGAACACCUACCACAACAAGCACAACCACAGGAACACCUUCCACAACAAUCACAACUACCGAAACACCCACUACAACAACAACAGCAACUACAGAAACACCCACCACAAUAACCACAAUCACAGAAACAACCACAACCACAGAAACACCAACCACAAUAACCACAACCACAGGAACACCUACUACAACAAGCACAACCACAGAAACACCUACCACAACAAUCACAACAACAGAAACGCCCACUACAACAACAACAGUAACUACAGGAACACCCACCACAACAACAGAAACACCCUCUACAACAACAACAACAGUAACUACAGAAACACCCACCACAACAACUACAAGCACUGGAACACCCACCACAAUAACCACAAUCACAGAAACAACCACAACCACAGAAACACCCACCACAACAACUACAACCACAGAAACACCUACCACAACAACUACAACCACAGGAACACCUACCACACCAAUCACAACAACAGAAACACCCACUACAACAACAACAACAGUAACUACAGAAACACCCACCACAACAACAACAACCACAGAAACAACCACAACCACAGAAACACCAACCACAGUAACCACAACCACAGGAACACCUACCACAACAAGCACAACCACAGGAACACCUUCCACAACAAUCACAACUACCGAAACACCCACUACAACAACAACAGCAACUACAGAAACACCCACCACAAUAACCACAAUCACAGAAACAACCACAACCACAGAAACACCAACCACAAUAACCACAACCACAGGAACACCUACCACAACAAGCACAACCACAGAAACACCUACCACAACAAUCACAACAACAGAAACGCCCACUACAACAACAACAGUAACUACAGGAACACCCACCACAACAACUACAACCACAACAACAGAAACACCCUCUACAACAACAACAGUAACUACAGAAACACCCACCACAACAACUACAAGCACUGGAACACCCACCACAAUAACCACAAUCACAGAAACAACCACAACCACAGAAACACCCACCACAACAACUACAACCACAGAAACACCUACCACAACAACUACAACCACAGGAACACCUACCACACCAAUCACAACAACAGAAACACCCACUACAACAACAACAACCACAGAAACAACCACAACCACAGAAACACCAACCACAGUAACCACAACCACAGGAACACCUACCACAACAAGCACAACCACAGGAACACCUUCCACAACAAUCACAACUACCGAAACACCCACUACAACAACAACAGCAACUACAGAAACAACCACAACCACAGAAACACCAACCACAGUAACCACAACCACAGGAACACCUACCACAACAAGCACAACCACAGGAACACCUUCCACAACAAUCACAACUACCGAAACACCCACUACAACAACAACAGCAACUACAGAAACAACCACAACCACAGAAACACCAACCACAAUAACCACAACCACAGGAACACCUACCACAACAAGCACAACCACAGAAACACCUACCACAACAAUCACAACAACAGAAACGCCCACUACAACAACAACAGUAACUACAGGAACACCCACCACAACAACUACAACCACAACAACAGAAACACCAUCUACAACAACAACAGUAACUACAGAAACACCCACCACAACAACUACAAGCACUGGAACACCCACCACAAUAACCACAAUCACAGAAACAACCACAACCACAGAAACACCCACCACAACAACUACAACCACAGAAACACCUACCACAACAACUACAACCACAGAAACACCUACCACAACAACUACAACCACAGGAACACCUACCGCACCAAUCACAACAACAGAAACACCCACUACAACAACAGUAACUACAGAAACACCCACCACAACAACAACAACCACAGAAACAACUACAACCACAGGAACACCAACCACAACAACUACAACCACAGGAACACCUACCACAACAAUCACAACAACAGAAACGCCCACUACAACAACAACAGUAACUACAGAAACACCCACCACAACAACUACAACCACAACAACAGAAACACCCACUACAACAACUACAAGCACUGGAACACCCACCACAAUAACCACAAUCACAGAAACAACUACAACCACAGGAACACCUACCACAACGACCUUAACCUCAACUACAGAAACACCUACCACAACAAUAGCAACCACAGAAACACUUACUACAACCACCACAACGACAGAAACACCCACUACAACAACAACAGUAACUACAGAAACACUGCCCACAACAACUACAAGUCCUGAGACACCCACCACAACAACCACAGAAACACCUACCACAACGACCUUUGAAGUUGUUACAAAUACACUGAGCACAAGAGCCUAUUCAAUAGCUUCGGUUGGGAUUGUAACUACAGCAACCACCGAAAAACCCACCACGUCAACUACAACCACAGAAACACCUACCACAACGAUAACAACCACAGAAACACCCACUACAACCACCACAACUACAGAAACAGCCACCACAACAACUACAAGCACUGGAACAGCCACCACAAUAACCACAAUCACAGAAACAACCACAACCACAGAAACACCCACCACAACAAUCACAACAACAGAAACACCCACUACAACAACAACAGUAACUACAGAAACACCCACCACAACUACAGAAAAUACCACCACAACAUUCACAACCACUGAAAAUUCUACUACUUCAGUGGCAACAACAAGAGAGAGCACUCUUGAAAGUCCAUCUGUAACACCUUCAACUCUUCACUCUUCAACACCAGGCAGAACAACUUCAUGUUUCUGCAAGUACUUGGAGCAAAUGUUCUCUCCUGGCAGCUUCAUGUACAAUAAGACAGACGGAGCAGGCUGGUGUUUCACUGCAUAUUGCAACUUGACAUGCAAUGUUGAGAAGCUUGCUAGACCAUGCCACUCUACUACUCCACCAACUCCCACUACCACCACCAACACCACCACCACCACUACCACUACCACCACAACAAGCUACUCCACUACAGCAACAGCCGGUAUAACAACACCAUCCACGAAGACAAAUUGUUCAUAUCUCGAUCCACCAAGACAGUUCAGUCUGCUGUAGUGUGGAAUCAAACGUAUUUUAUUAGAUCUCCGUAGUUGCAACAUAGUGGAACAAGGCAUGGUGAGUCUUGGAGUUCAAGCAAAUGCAGCACAAGUACGUGU